Molecule: messenger RNA, 1728 nt
Organism: Schistocerca serialis cubense
Lineage: Eukaryota; Metazoa; Arthropoda; Insecta; Orthoptera; Acrididae
Exons: 3
Coding region: 1-1293 (430 amino acids)
Source: RefSeq, a predicted model, not a curated record
AUGCACACCGCCGUGGUCGCUCUGCUGCUGGUGGCAGCUGCUGCCUGCAUUAAUGCAGCCGCUCUGCAAGGAGGACAUGAGGGCGGUCAUGGAGGAGGAGGAGGAGGAGGAGGAGCAGGAGGAGGAGGAGGUCAAGGAGGAGGAGGUCAAGGAGGAGGAGGAGGAGCAGAAGGAGGACAUGGCAAACCAGGAGGUGGUGGCAGUGGAAGUAUCAGCGGCAGUGGAUCCUCCAGCAGCUCCCAGAGUGGGGCCGUUGGCGGCGGCGGCGGCGGCAGCGGCAGUGCCAGUGGUAGCCAGUCUUCCAGCAGUUCUCAGAGUGGCGCUGUAGGAGGAGGGAAAGGCAGUGGAAGCAUCAGUGGUAGCCAGUCUUCUAGCAGUUCCCAGAGUGGUGCUAUAGGAGGAGGGAAAGGCAGCGGGAGCGCUAGUGGUAGCCAGUCUUCCAGCAGUUCUCAGAGUGGCGCUGUAGGAGGAGGGAAAGGCAGCGGAAGCAUCAGUGGUAGCCAGUCUUCUAGCAGUUCUCAGAGUGGCGCUGUAGGAGGAGGGAAAGGCAGCGGAAGCAUCAGUGGUAGCCAGUCUUCUAGCAGUUCCCAGAGUGGUGCUGUAGGAGGAGGGAAAGGCAGCGGGAGCGCUAGUGGUAGCCAGUCUUCCAGCAGUUCUCAGAGUGGCGCUGUAGGAGGAGGGAAAGGCGGCGGAAGCAUCAGUGGUAGCCAGUCUUCCAGCAGUUCCCAGAGUGGUGCUGUAGGAGGAGGGAAAGGCAGCGGAAGCAUCAGUGGUAGCGAGUCAUCCAGCAGUUCCCAGAGUGGCGCAGUAGGAGGAGGGAAAGGCAGCGGAAGCAUCAGUGGUAGCGAGUCAUCCAGCAGUUCCCAGAGUGGCGCAGUAGGAGGAGGGAAAGGCAGCGGGAGCGCUAGUGGUAGCCAAUCUUCCAGCAGCUCCCAGAGCGGUGCCUUCGGAGGUGGCUACGGCGGCCUCAGUGGCAGUGGGAGCAAGUCUUCCAGCAGCUCACAGAGCGGCGCCUUUGGAGGUGGCUAUGGCGGCAUCAGUGGCAGUGGGAGCAAGUCUUCCAGCAGCUCCCAGAGUGGGGCCUUCGGAGGUGGCUACGGUGGCUUGAGUGGCAGCGGCAGCAUGUCUUCGAGCAGCUCCCAGAGUGGUGCCUUUGGAGGAGGCUAUGGCAGCCUUAGUGGCAGCAAGAGUUCGAGUCAGUCAGCGUCCGAGAGCGUCGGCUACGGCCACGGUGGCUCCGUGUCGGGCAGCAAGAGCUCCAGUGCAAGCGAAGCUGUCGGCUAUGGACGCUGAUCCUGACCCACGCUUUGUUCCCGGUUACCUCAGCACUUACGUUAAUCCGGCUGAAAUCUUGGUGUAGUUUAAAGCCCGUGCUUGCACUCAGAUGUCUUACUUGUCCUCCAUUCACACUUACUGAUACGUCAAUCGGUUACGUGAUGGUGAAGCUUGCAAAAGCUCUCUUUUCUAUGUAAUGUGUUUUGUGAACAUUAUUUUCAUGUAUGUUUUCAAACAUAUCCUUUCCAAUCUCAGGUAAAGGUACGAGCAUGUGGCUGACCUAGAACUGAUUUGAAACUAUUUUUUUGAUAAUUAUAAUGUAAUUUGCAAUCUGCAAACCCGAUUUUUGUUACUAUUAUAUUUUCGAUAUUCCACAGACAAAUAUAUAAAGGAAGAAUCGAAUGUUGUUGAAAAUAAAGUUAUGUUGACGCAAUUGCCAUACUUGACCUCUAA